Molecule: messenger RNA, 2256 nt
Organism: Melospiza melodia melodia
Lineage: Eukaryota; Metazoa; Chordata; Aves; Passeriformes; Passerellidae
Gene: SLC5A6
Product: solute carrier family 5 member 6
Exons: 15
Coding region: 63-1925 (620 amino acids)
Biological process (GO): sodium ion transport; pantothenate transmembrane transport; biotin transport
Cellular component (GO): membrane
Molecular function (GO): sodium-dependent multivitamin transmembrane transporter activity
Source: RefSeq, a predicted model, not a curated record
ACAGCGGCGGGACAGCGGCGGGGACACAGCGGCGGGGACACGGCGGGGACACAGCGCUCGGCAUGGAGUUCACGGCCAUCGACUACAGCAUCUUCGCGCUGCUCCUCGUGCUCUCCUCCGCCAUCGGGCUCUUCUACGCGCUGAGCGGCGACCGGCAGCGCACGGUGCAGGAGUUCCUGCUGGCCAACCGUGACAUGGGCUGCCUGCCCGUGGCCCUGUCCCUGCUCGCCUCCUUCCAGUCGGCCGUGGCCAUCCUGGGCGUGCCCGCCGAGAUCUUUCGCUUCGGCACCGAGUACUGGUUCCUGGGCUGCUCCUACCUGCUGGGGCUGCUCAUCCCCGCGCACAUCUUCAUCCCCGUCUUCUACCGCCUGCGCAUCACCAGCACCUACGAGUACCUGGAGCUGCGCUUCAACAAGACCGUGCGGAUGUUGGGCACCAUCACCUUCAUCUUCCAGAUGGUCAUCUACAUGGGGGUGGUGCUCUACGCUCCUGCCCUGGCCCUCAACGCAGUGACGGGCUUUGACCUCUGGAGCGCCGUGCUCACCAUGGGGCUGGUCUGCACGCUCUACACCACACUGGGUGGCCUCAAGGCUGUCAUCUGGACAGACGUGUUCCAGACGCUGGUGAUGCUGGCGGGGCAGGUGGCCGUCAUCGUGGUGGGCGCCUGGCGGGUGGGGGGCAUGGCCCGAGUGUGGCGCGUGGCCGAGCAGCACGGCAAGAUCGCCGGCAUCGACCUGGACCCCAACCCCCUGGAGCGGCACACCUUCUGGUCGCUGUCCGUGGGCGGGAUCUUCAUGAUGCUGUCACUGUAUGGGGUGAACCAGGCGCAGGUGCAGCGCUACCUGUGCGCCCGCAGCGAGCGCGAGGCCAAGCUCUCCUGCUACGCCGUGUUCCCCUGCCAGCAGAUCGUGCUGUGCCUCAGCUGCCUCACGGGGCUCGUCAUGUUCGUGUACGACCUGGAGCACCCGCUGGCGCCCGGCCAUCGCCCUGCCUCCCCUGACCAGCUGGUGCUGUUCUUCGUCAUGGACGUGCUGCGGGACCUGCCGGGGCUGCCCGGGCUCUUUGUGGCCUGCCUGUUCAGCGGCGCCCUCAGCACCAUCUCCUCCGCCUUCAACUCGCUGGCCACGGUGACCAUGGAGGACCUGGUGCGGCCGCACCUCCCCGGGCUCUCGGAGUCGCGGGCCACGCUGCUCUCCAAGCUGCUGGCUCUCGGCUAUGGGCUGCUCUGCCUGGGCAUGGCCUACGUGUCCUCCAUGCUGGGACCCGUGCUGCAGGCAGCCAUCAGCAUCUUCGGCAUGGUGGGGGGCCCGCUCCUGGGGCUCUUCUGCCUGGGCAUGUUCUUCCCCUGCGCCAACCCCACCGGAGCCGUGGUGGGGCUGCUGGCCGGGCUGGCCAUGGCCUUCUGGGUGGGCAUUGGCAGCUUCCUGCAGAGCGCAGCGCGGGCCGGCGGGGUGCCCCCGGCCAACAGCACGGCGCUCCCCGCCGUGGGCAACCUCAGCACUGUGCUGGGCACCACGCUGCUGCCCCCGACCUCAGCACCGCCCCCGAGCCCCACGGGGCUGCAGCGUUUCUACAGCCUGUCCUACAUGUGGUACAGUGCCCACAACUCCACCACCGUCAUCGUGGUGGGGGUGCUGGUCAGCCUGCUCACCGGCCCCACGCCGGCCGCGGCCCUGGACCCCCGCACCAUCUCCCCCGUGCUGCCCUGGCUGCUCUGCUGCCUGCCCCCCAAACUCCGCCACUGGCUCUGCUGCGGGGCAGCCGACCCUGCCCAGGCCCCUGGCCAUGGGGACAGCUCGGAGAAGAGCCACGGGGUGCCCAACGGGCUGUCCGCCCCCGGCCCCGAGCUGCGAGGGGACGAGGGACAGGGCUUCGUGCGCAGCGCCGGCGCCCCGCUCUACGCCGUGCAGGAAACCUCCUUCUGACAGCCCGGCACGGGGGUCCUGGGCACCCCCUGCCCUCCGGGGCAUCCUCACACGGCCGGGGGUCCUGGCACCCCCUUGGAGCACCGCCUCGGGACGUGCCCGCGGUGCCGAGGAGCGGCGGGACGCUGCUGGGCUGCCCCGCCCGGGGCUCUGGGACCACGGCCGGGGGGUCGGAGCGGUGCCCCCCGCCCUGUGCAGGCCGGGACGUUGUGUGGUGCCCCCGGGCCAGCCACGUGCCUUACACACCGCUCCGGGGCCGGGGCUGUGUGCCCUCGAGCCCUGGCGCCUGUCUUUGUGUUCGGUGUUCCCCAAUAAAUGGUUCUGGGGCUCA